AUGCUGAGAAAACUCAGACACAAAUAUGUCCGUAUUGUAGCACGAGAAUUUGCUCAGGGUGUCGCGGCAUUUCCCACAGGUCAAGAGAUUGCUCUUCUGAUGCAGAUCUGUCUGCCGUCCUUGAAGUGGCUCGGCUUCAGCGAUGGCAGAGGUGUUUCAAUUGUGGUGCGGUGGUGGAACUCAUAUUCGGCUGUGAUCACAUUACAUGCAGAUGCAGCGCACAGUUCUGUUAUAAAUGUGGUAAACCGUGGUCUUCGUGCAUUUGUGUCACACCCGCAGAGAGGCCAGUGGAUUUUUUCGCAUUUGUGA
Molecule: messenger RNA, 309 nt
Organism: Aspergillus oryzae RIB40
Lineage: Eukaryota; Fungi; Ascomycota; Eurotiomycetes; Eurotiales; Aspergillaceae
Exons: 2
Coding region: 1-309 (102 amino acids)
Source: RefSeq, a predicted model, not a curated record